CCCAGUCCAAUCAAGACUCAAUUCUAUUGCUAGAAGCUAAUCUAAAGUCUUAAGAAUACCAUAAUAGAAGGUUGAACGAACGAAAAAUACCACCACAACGCGGACGCCAGCCUUGGUGCAAUUACACAUUGUACAGCAAUUGCCGGCAAUAAGCCUCUAAGGCCCGUGGUGCACUUACUAUCUGCACGGCAUAUAAAACGUGCUAUCAGAGUUCAGGAUAUGUCCCCCAGCUAUCUCCGACGGCAUGGGAGAAGAACCAUUGGCAUGUAGAUAGCGGGAAGACUGGAUGGGAUGGCCAGCCACAUGAAAGCCUCCUCGUCACCCCCCUCCAUCGCAUAUACUUGCGCGAAGGCUUCUGCAUCAAUGUGCCACUGCAUCCAUAAAGGCAUAUUAACUUGCUACGCUAAUACGGUAGCUCCCGUUAUGUCUGCCAUGUUUCAAAAUGCAAGAAGGGAUUUUCAAAACUCCUGCACCUGCCCUACUUCGCCACACCUGAUGCGCCUUAUCAAAUCCCCGAAAAAGUGUCCGAAAGCACGAGCCAUAACCUCGCCGAGCGCACAUGAUAAUCGGGCUACUCCCAGCCAUGGCCUACUGUCUCCACUUGCUUUCGGACCAGUUUAAAAUGGCGCUUUUAUGAUGGAUGGCAUAAAUGCCCCGUGCAGGUCCACACCCCGGAGCCUCGAUCAUAAAAGCGCUUAUUCGAGUAAUGACCCUCUGUGAUUAUGUCGCCGCAUUCGAUACACCGCCACACAUCACCGGAUCCGGGGAACCAACGAACCAUUCCCGCACUGGUCGCGGUCAGUUACGGUCGUCCUGUGAAGAGCAUGUCGGUUGUCGUUGGGCAGGGUCGUGGUGGUCGUGGACAGUGUCGCAAUGAGUACGUCGCCGCAUUGGCUGCUACUUCAUCGCUGGUGGCAUCAGUCGCAUGUGCGGGAUGGUCCUCGCCGGCGCUCCCUGUUCUGCGUGGACCAAACUCACCGAUUCCGGUCACACCGGACGAAGGCUCGUGGAUCGUUUCGUUGCUCUCGAUAGGAUCCAUUUUUGGACCAGUAAUCUGUGGCUUGUUCGUGGAUCGUUAUGGCAGACGGCCGGUGCUGUUGGUCAGUGCGAUCCCGUUGGUCGCCGGUUGGUUGUUCAUUGCGUUCGCCGAGUCCGUCGGCAUGCUGUACACCGCUCGGCUGCUGCACGGCAUCGGAUAUGGAUUGGCGUACUCGGUCACACCGAUCUAUCUGGGUGAAAUAUCGUCCGACGCGAUUCGCGGAUCGACUGGUGUGCUUGUGACGGUGAUGGCUAAGCUGGCGUUCCUGUUCGAAUACUCCGUCGGUCCGUACGUUGGAUUCCGUGCCCUAGCCUGGAUAUCGCUGGCACUUCCAGUUGGGUUCUGUGUGCUGUUCUUCUGGAUGCCAGAGACACCGUACUUUCUGCUCGCGCGUGGCAAUAAGAAAGCUGCUGCCGACAGUUUGCGCUGGCUGCGCCGCAGCACUGCGAUCGACGAGGAGCUGAAUCGCAUGGAGAAGCUUGUGCAGGACAGCAAGCAGAAGGGUAAUCCUCUGAGGCAACUGCUGCUGACGUCCACCAACAAGAAGAGUCUCGUCAUUAUCCUGCUGCUAUCGCUCGGCAUGCAGCUGACCGGCAUCAACGCCAUCCUGGGCUAUUCGCAGACGAUCUUUUCCCGGCUGGCUCUCCCGCUGACCGCUGCCGAGCUGUCGAUCGUGCUCGCCCUCGUACAGUUGGGCUCCGUGAUGCUGCCGACGUUCCUUGUCGAUCGUGCAGGACGACGACCGCUGCUUCUCGCGUCCACCGCCGGCUCUUUACUCGGGCUGGCCACGUGUGCCGUGUACUUUACGCUGGAUGAAACCACGACCGAUGUUCUCUCCCCCGAACCAGGCGCACCACAUGGAUGGAUCCCGUUCGGUGGUGUGCUGCUCUUCAUUAUUUCGUUCGCGAUCGGUUUGGCCACCGUACCGUUCGCCAUACUGGGUGAGGUGUUCCCGAAGCACAUAAAGGCGGCAGCAAACUCCGUAUUUGCGGUGAUUACGUCCGCCGUUAUGUUUUCCGUGGUGAAGCUCUUCCAGGUCAUUUCGGACGGGGCGGGAACGUACGUUUCCUUCUGGAUCUUUACCGGAUGUACGGCCGUGACGGGGGUUCUGAUUUUCCUGGUGAUCCCCGAAACGAAGGGCCAAUCGUUUGAGCGUAUUCAGGAGAUGAUGAUGCGGCCGCCCACGAUUGCGGUGCUGAUGCUUUUGUUGCUGAUACCCACGUCGUCGGAGGUGGAAAUUGAUUGCAACAGUCUACGGAUGGGACAGUACAUCUGUCCCGACCCGACCCUUCGCCAAAUCGAUCCCAAAACACAGCAGCUGCGAGGAUGCACGCAGGAAAACAAGGCACGCGUUUGGUGUGUCGCUGUCGAUGGGAUUGUGUGCAGUGAGACGAAGAACACUAGCUUCACGCGCGAGAUGCCAUGCAAGUGGACCAAUGGAUAUCACUUCGAUACAGCGCUCUUGCUCUCCGUGUUCCUCGGCAUGUUCGGUGCGGAUCGAUUCUACCUGGGCUAUCCGGCACUCGGUCUGCUCAAGUUCUGCACCCUUGGCUUCAUGUUUCUGGGCCAGCUGGUGGACGUGAUAUUGAUAGCAACACAGGUCGUCGGCCCGGCGGAUGGGUCGGCGUACAUCAUACCGUACUACGGGCCCGUCAUUACGGUGGUGCGGAGCGAUAACUGGACGUACCGACUGCCGCAGGACAACUGGUGAUUGCUGGCCAACAUCUUCCGGCUACCCCGAUGGCCCCGAACAGAAACCUAAAGCUGCGACAGACGCUUGCCUUAUCGAAAUGGGAAUGAUGAGUUGAAUGAUCUCUCCCUCACGGCCCCCCAAAAAUACCGCUCCCGAAGGAGCGGACGUCCCCCAGUUGUGGCUCCAGAAGCAAAACGGUGCAAAAUGUGAUACGAUAGCGGUAGUGAUGAAAGUCCCUUUUUUUUCUAACCCAGAAUAGAGAUGCGAAUAAAAUGUAGUUAAUUAAAGAAA
Messenger RNA from Anopheles stephensi (Asian malaria mosquito), 3023 nucleotides. It is a transcript of the gene bisc, whose product is annotated as facilitated trehalose transporter Tret1. Gene Ontology annotation, cellular component: membrane. Gene Ontology annotation, molecular function: transmembrane transporter activity. The coding region runs from base 723 to 2750 and encodes 675 amino acids. NCBI's taxonomy places the organism in Eukaryota, Metazoa, Arthropoda, Insecta, Diptera, Culicidae. The record is from RefSeq and is a predicted model, not a curated record. The transcript has 4 exons. Gene Ontology annotation, biological process: transmembrane transport.